Drosophila miranda is the source of this 2685-nucleotide messenger RNA. Its product is annotated as homeotic protein ultrabithorax. Gene Ontology annotation, cellular component: nucleus. Bases 822 to 2006 code for a protein of 394 amino acids. Lineage: Eukaryota; Metazoa; Arthropoda; Insecta; Diptera; Drosophilidae. The record is from RefSeq and is a predicted model, not a curated record. Gene Ontology annotation, biological process: negative regulation of transcription by RNA polymerase II; anterior/posterior pattern specification. Gene Ontology annotation, molecular function: DNA-binding transcription factor activity, RNA polymerase II-specific; RNA polymerase II cis-regulatory region sequence-specific DNA binding. The transcript has 4 exons.
AUUCACUCGAUAGCAGCGAAUUCGCUCGGUUCGGUUGGCUAGAAGGCGCGCGCUUUGUUUUAUUAUCCACAAUCCACAUUAUCAGCGGCAUUAUCGUUACUGAAUGCACUCGCAGUGGCCGCGCGAAUAUCCGGCAGUGCGACUCCACUUCCAUCUAAAUCUGAAUCCGAAUCUGAAUCACAAUUUGAGUUUGAAUUUGUAUUUGAAUUUCGAGCGGCAUUCGUGAGAUUGUUUGGGAACCGCGCGCUCGUCGCUGUCGUCGGUCGUUCGGUCAGCAAAAGCAGCAGCAGCAACAAUAAACCCAAUAGAAAUAAACAUAAAAAUAAAAAUAAUAAUUGUAAUAACAAUAAGUAUAAGCAUAACAGUAAUCGUAACGCUAACGAGCCCUCGAUAGUGCCCCAGAAAUCCAAACAAGUGGAAGUUCCCGUGCGACUCGAAUGAGUGCAGAGCAAGUGCAAUUGGAAUCGAAAUUAAAUGAAAUUUAGGCCGCCACCAAAUCGCAACAAAGUAUACGAAACAUUUGUGAACAUUUGUGAAUAUUAAAAUUUAAUUAUAGUACUAUGCCAGCGGAAAGUGCAAUAUUUAAAAUAGGAUAAUUCCAUCAAGUGCUACCGAAAAGUGUAAUCAACUCAAAUCAACUCAAUCAGAACCGAAUUAAAUCUCGUCUGAACAAAAUUAACUAAAAUCCACACGCCUAACGUCCAUCUCGAUCUCGAUCUUUAUCCCGAUCCCGAUCCCGAUCCCCGAGGAAGGAUCAGCUACUUCAAGGAGCUGCCAGCAGCAGCAGCCCAACCGCCAAGAUUCUCACCGCCAGCAGCAGCAUGAACUCGUACUUUGAGCAGGCCUCCGGCUUCUACGGCCAUCCGCACCAGGCCACGGGCAUGGCCAUGGGCUCCGGCGGCCACCACGACCAGACGGCCAGCGCCGCCGCGGCCGCCUACCGGGGCUUUCCCCUCUCGCUGGGCAUGUCGCCGUACGCCAACCACCAUCUGCAGCGCACCACCCAGGACUCGCCCUACGACGCCAGCAUUACGGCCGCCUGCAACAAGAUCUACGGCGACGGGGCCAGCGCCUACAAGCAGGACUGCCUCAACAUCAAGGCGGACGCUGUCAACGGCUACAAGGACAUCUGGAACACGGGCGGCUCCAACGGCGGCGGCACAGGAGGCGGAGGGGGCGGUGGCGGUGCCGGUGGCAAUGCAUCCAACGGAUCGAACGCGGGUAAUGCCGCCAACGGACAGAACAACGCCGCGGGCGGCAUGCCCGUGCGCCCAUCCGCCUGCACCCCCGACUCGCGCGUCGGUGGCUACUUGGACACAUCGGGCGGCAGCCCCGUCAGCCAUCGCGGCGGGAGCGCCGGGGGCAACGUAAGCGCCGGCGGCGGGGGCCAAAGCGGCCAAAGCGGCGCCCCAGGCGUGGGCGUCGGUGUCGGAGUGGGCGUGGGCGCCGGGGCGGGCACCGCCUGGAACGCCAACUGCACCAUCUCGGGCGCCGCGGCGGCCCAGACAGCAGCCGCCAGCAGCUUACACCAGGCCAGCAAUCACACAUUCUACCCCUGGAUGGCUAUCGCAGGUGAGUGCCCUGAAGAUCCGACCAAAAGUAAGAUAAGAUCUGAUUUAACACAAUACGGCGGCAUAUCAACAGACAUGGGUAAGAGAUACUCAGAAUCUCUUGCGGGCUCUCUUCUACCAGACUGGCUAGGUACAAAUGGUCUGCGAAGACGCGGCCGACAGACAUACACCCGCUACCAGACGCUUGAGCUGGAGAAGGAGUUCCACACGAAUCACUAUCUGACCCGCAGACGGAGAAUCGAGAUGGCGCACGCCCUCUGCCUGACGGAGCGACAGAUCAAGAUCUGGUUCCAGAACAGGCGAAUGAAGUUGAAAAAGGAGAUACAGGCGAUCAAGGAGCUGAACGAGCAGGAGAAGCAGGCGCAGGCGCAAAAGGCUGCGGCGGCAGCAGCCGCGGCGGCGGCCGUCCAAGGCGGACACUUAGACCAGAAUUAGGCGGAAUUACAAAAUACAAAUACAAAGCAACUCUAUAUUGUAACAAAAGAACUAUUUACUUAAAUGAAUAAUAUUUAAAUUGCGAUGGUAAUGUGCGAAUACGAAACUAAUCUAAAGGCAUUAUUUCAAGCGUUUGAGAAGCAACCGAAAAUACGUAAAACAAAACUACAAACUAAUUAAAUAGAGUAAGUAAACAAAAGUAGUGGAAGAGCGCAACGCAGGCGGAUUACAAACCUACUUAGAAGUAAAACUAAAAAAUACAAAAUAUACGAGAACGAACACAAUUUUAAUUUAGUUUCAAACAAACAAGAAUGGAAAUUGAUUCGCGGCGUAAGAUUAUGUUUAUAAAAAUACAUACAUCUGUAUGUAGAAGGUCUUUCCAAAUUCGAAACCCCUGCCCCGCCCACCCCUUUGUUGCUUACAGGUAUGUUUAAAUUAUGUUUCGCGAAAAUACUCAAAAAUACAAAAAUAAAAAACUACGAAUAUAAAUGUUGAAAGAAAGCAUAGUUCUGUUGAUAUGAAUUUUUUGGUAAAAAACAAGUUUUAAACCAAUUUAAAGAUAUGUAUGUAACAGAAGGAAAACAAAACAAAAAUGAUUGAAAAGCAACCUAUUAAAAUGUAACUUAAAUAUAAAUAGAAUUUGUUAGCAAAGUAAAAUAUUACGAGAGGGAAACCGAAG